Messenger RNA from Dreissena polymorpha, 3153 nucleotides. RefSeq lists its product as uncharacterized. The coding region runs from base 249 to 1541 and encodes 430 amino acids. The record is from RefSeq and is a predicted model, not a curated record. The transcript is spliced from 13 exons. NCBI's taxonomy places the organism in Eukaryota, Metazoa, Mollusca, Bivalvia, Myida, Dreissenidae.
UGAAAAGAAUGGAUUAAAACACGGAGGAGGAGCUAACGUGGUCAGUCUUCAAUCCGGAAAUCCGGCGCACACCGUCCCCACAGAGCCGGCUGAUACGCGGAACACUACCGGAAAGAAGUCGAAAAGAUCAAAGAGACAGCGAAUAUGCGAGAUAAAACAAGCUGAUCUGCCCGGAGAGCCGCUGUUUACAAAGGAGCCGGAAGAGAAGGACAUCAUCAACAUGCUGAAAGCUUUCGGUGUGGACGUGAAUGAUUCCACAAUACAGUCCGUCCUUGGGCGCGACCAAAGUCCCACCUUCCCCCGCCGUUAAUCCCGCCGCGUGCACGGUACUCGUGAUCGACUCCUCGCUGAGUAUGAAGGGAGAACCAUUCAAGGAGCUUAUCAAGUUCGUAGACGCCUUUAUCGACGAGGUGGACAAGGCUAACUGGAACCAUGGCCUGGAAGAGCGACUGGCGGUGAUCAUGUGCGGCUCCCCCACCACGGUCCUGCAUCCGUUCACCACGCAGUACGACGACAUUAGGGGCAUAUUAGAUCAAUGCCGUCCAGAAGGCAAGACACCCCUGUUGACUGCGUUGACUCUCGCCCUCUGCUACGUCGAUGGGAAAAGUGAAGCGAUUCUGGUCGGGGAGAAUACCCUAAUAGCCCCUCGUGUGAUCGUCCUGUCUGACUUCAACCCUACCAGUGAUAAGGAACCGUUCGAUAACGAGGACGAAGAAGCAGGCAAAGCAAAUAAAAAGAUACAGAAACACUUGAUACAGUUGGCAAAGAUUUACUGCCAACAGAUGUUGAGCCUGUACUGCGUCCCGGUGGGUCAGAACAAGAAUAAAAAAUUCGCACGCGAGUUGGCAGAACAUUCAUUUGGCGGUGAAUUGAUUUCAGCAGAGGACUUUCAGAGAGCGGGAAAUCAUAUCCGCUACCAUGUGAUUGCCGCUCGUGCGUGUGACGAUGUCGAGGCCGCCAUGGCCAGAAACGAGGACAUUGAUGCAGAAGAAAUCGUAAAAGAGGUUAUGUCUGAGGCGAAAUGCGACGGAAAAGACAAGGAUGCUAUUGUCAAAGUAAUUGCAAAACUUCAAAGCGGACGUAAACCCGGAGCUGCUUCAGAUGAAGAGGAACCGGAAAAAGAUUCCAGAACAAACGAGAGUACGAAUUUCAAGAAAAACAAAGUCCAUGUUGUGGCCAAUGUGGCCGACUCGGGUUUUCCCGGAAGGGACCAAAUGCCUUUUGGAGGAGGCGCAACGGAGCCCACUCCGGGAGCAACUUCUGGACAGAGAAAUGCUGACAAGAUGCCGUGGUGGAAGUGGCAGGAUUCACAGCAGUUUUGGCGCCCCUUCUCCGAGGAAGCCGUAAAGCAGAUUGAGGAGGCGAAGAAUACGAAGAAAGAGUUUGCCCAAGUGCAAUACAAGGGCAAAAACUUCAUGGUAUUGUUUAAUGAGAACAAGUGCGAAUUCGAGGGUAAAAGGUUCGACGUAGCUCGAGAACUUGUCAAUGACGACGAUAAGAUGUCGAUGAUCGAAAUGGACAAAUACAUGUCGGCCAUAUAACACUUCUAUGAUGAAUGAAGCGUGCACCUUCGGACUUGAAGCCCACAUUGAACCAUCUUUGUUGACUAUGCAUUUGACUUUGUGGGACAGUUGAGAUUUUAGAACUGUUAUACGACAUGUUCCGUUAUUUCUUCGCAUAUUUUAUGUUGCCAUACUGUUAUGCAUCCAAAAUCAGAGAUUAAGGGGAAGAAAACUUAAUUGAUUGAUUGAUUGAUUUUUAUUCAGGUUUUAAAACACAUAAUAUACAAGUUAUCUUUCAAAAUUACAUAACAAUUUUAACUAAAGGCAUUUGUGAGAUUGCUGCGGAUAAAAACCUAUGGUAUAAAAACUGCCAUAAAAUAAUAUAUGAUAUGAUUUGACAAAGAAAAUGAACACAAAAGUGAAACAAUAAAAAUAGUCUUAAGGAAGCGUAUCACCUCAAAUUAGAUUUGAAGGGAACAGAUCAGCAACUGCCUCACACUUAAAAUAUGAUUUAAUGUGACUAUACUGGAAUAUAAUAUAUUGCUUGAUUAUCACAGUUAAACAUGUCACAUAUAUUUGUUAUCACAGAUUUUCAGCACAGACUAGUAAUUUGAUAUAUUAUAGAAACAAAUUCACAACUUUAGGGAAAACUUAGUAUGUAAAAAGAAAUAACUUGGAUAAUAUAGUGUAAAACCUAGGAUUGCCCAUGAAAGCUCGAAAGCUUAUUUCCAAUGGGGUCCAGUUUAGGUUAUACUUACUAUGAUAUAAUCCUGUGAGAAAGUUACACAAUAUGAACAAUAAGUCCCUGAUAAUGCCCUUAAUUGUAAUGGAAUAAGCAAUCUCACGCAUUCCAUGUCUAUAAUUCACCCGAAACUAUAUUCAACCCAAGUAAAUACCAAAAGACAACUAUAUAGAAACUAUAAAUGCUAGGUGCUUGUUGAGUCGCGGAUUCUGUUGGAGUCGUGAGUAUAGAGAUCGCCAGAAACCCCUCGAGAGAACAUUCGCAUAUGAUGAAGAUUGGUCGGAAAAAUGUUUUGACACAGACACCAUCAUUUUGCUGAUCAAAAAUGCAACAAAAACAGGUAAAUAUUAUAAAUCAUAAUUCGAUAUGUUAUUAUAAACUACUUUCUCCUGUAUGUAUUGAAAAUGUGUUUUAUGCAACCUAAAUGAUAUCGAAGAUAAAUAUCACUUUGUUAUUAAAUGUCCUUACUAUGCUGAUGUUAGGAAUUCAUUAAUUCCAAAAUAUUAUAGAUCUCGCUCAAAUAUGUUCAAGUUUAUCGAACUACUUAAUAGUUCAAAUAAAAUAGUGCUAAGAAAACUAGCCAUGUUUUGUUUAAAAUGCUUUAAAAUGCGAGAAAAUGUCUUAUAUGUAGGAUAAAUUAUAAAUUUUUCACAAAGACAAUAUGCUUAUAAUUAUGUGUGUACGUGUUGCAAUUACUAAACUACAUUUUUACAUUAUGUAAUCACUAUGUAUUAACCUCAUCCAUGUGACAUCCUCACUAAAACAUGUUGUAUUUCAUUCCUUUAAAUUGAUAUUUCUUCGAAAUGAUGUAUGUUUUUUAUUAAAUGUAACGCAUGCUGUUAUUGCUUAUGUAUGUUUGUGACGAUGAGCUGUAAAUGCUUAAGUCGAAAUAAACUAUUCUGAUCUGUU